Mesoplodon densirostris (Blainville's beaked whale) is the source of this 3415-nucleotide messenger RNA. It is a transcript of the gene TRAF5, whose product is annotated as TNF receptor associated factor 5. Bases 278 to 1954 code for a protein of 558 amino acids. Gene Ontology annotation, cellular component: plasma membrane signaling receptor complex. The transcript is spliced from 12 exons. Gene Ontology annotation, biological process: protein K63-linked ubiquitination; tumor necrosis factor-mediated signaling pathway; regulation of apoptotic process. Gene Ontology annotation, molecular function: zinc ion binding; thioesterase binding; tumor necrosis factor receptor binding. NCBI's taxonomy places the organism in Eukaryota, Metazoa, Chordata, Mammalia, Artiodactyla, Ziphiidae. The record is from RefSeq and is a predicted model, not a curated record.
CCUCGGAGGUGGGGCUCCGCGCGCAGGGCUCCGAGGCUGAGAGCCGAGCCCCCGCCUCGCCGCCGCAGCCCUGGAGUCCUCGCGCGCCUGCAGCCGGGAGCCGGCCGAACCCCCGCCCGCCGACCCCCACCAGUGCUUUGCUGCACUCCCAGGAAAAUGAGGAACCAGAGGUCUCCUGACAACUUGGAGAGAAAGCACACUUCUCUUCAAAGGAAUUAAAACCAUACCCACAUCAUUCUCCAUCCCGUGUCCAAGAAAACCCUCUUCUGCAAAAGUAAUGGCUUGUUCUGAGGAGCAAGGUGGUGUCCCCUGUGGCUUCAUCCGCCAGAAUUCUGGCAACUCCACGUCUUUGGACUUUGAGCCAGACGCAGAGUACCAGUUUGUGGAGCAGCUGGAAGAGCGCUACAGAUGUGCCUUCUGCCGCUCAGUGCUUCACAACCCCCACCAGACGGGCUGUGGGCACCGCUUCUGCCAGCACUGCAUCCUGUCCCUGAGAGAAUUAAACGCAGUCCCACUCUGCCCUGUAGAUAAGGAGGUGAUCAAAUCUCAGGAGGUGUUUAAAGACAAUUGCUGCAAAAGAGAAGUCCUCAAUUUAUAUGUAUUUUGCAAAAAUGCUCCUGGAUGUAAUGCCAAGGUUAUUCUGGGACGAUACCAGGACCACCUUCAGCACUGCUUAUUCCAAGCUGUGCAGUGCUCUAAUGAGAGCUGUCGGGAGCCAGUCCUUCGCAAAGAUCUGAAAGAGCAUUUGAGUGCAGACUGUCCGUUUCGAGAGGAAAAAUGCCUUUAUUGCAAAAAGGAUGUGGUAGUCAUCCAUCUACAGAAUCAUGAGGAAAACUUGUGUCCUGAGUACCCAGUAUCUUGUCCCAACAAGUGUUUGCAGAUUAUUCCAAGAACUGAGGUGGAUGAACACCUUGCUGUGUGUCCUGAAGCUGAACAAGACUGUCCUUUCAAGAACUAUGGCUGUACUGUAAAGGAUAAACGAGGAAACCUGCAGGAGCAUGAGCAUUCAGCCUUACGGGACCACAUGCUUCUGGUUUUAGAAAAGAACUUCCAGUUAGAAGAACAGAUUUCUGACUUAUAUAAGAGCCUAGAACAAAAAGAAAGUAAAAUCCAGCAGCUAGCAGAAACCGUAAAGAAAUUCGAAAAGGAGUUCAAGCAGUUUGCACAGUUGUUUGGCAAAAAUGGAACUUUCCUCUCAAAUAUACAGGUUCUUGCCAGUCACAUUGACAAGUCCGCUUGGCUAGAAGUUCAGGUGCGUCAGUUAUUACAAAUGGCUAACCAGCAACAAAGUAAAUUUGAUCUGAGGCCUUUGGUGGAAGCGAUUGAUACAGUGAAACAGAAAAUCACCCUUCUAGAAACCCAUGAUCAAAGAUUAGUUGUUUUGGAAGGGGAGACUAACAAACAUGAUGCCCACAUUAAUAUUCAUAAAGCACAGCUGAAUAAAAACGAAGAGCGAUUUAAGCUGCUAGAAAGUGCCUGCUAUAAUGGAAAGCUCAUCUGGAAGGUCACAGACUACAAGCUGAAGAAGAAGGAGGCGCUGGACGGACACACAGUAUCCAUCUUCAGCCAGCCCUUCUACACCAGCCGGUGUGGCUACAGGCUCUGCGCUAGAGCGUACCUGAAUGGGGACGGGUCCGGGAAGGGGACGCACCUGUCGUUGUACUUUGUGGUGAUGCGAGGGGAGUUUGACUCACUGUUGCAGUGGCCAUUCAGGCAGAGGGUGACCCUGAUGCUUUUGGACCAAAGUGGCAAAAAGAACCACAUUAUGGAGACCUUCAAGGCUGACCCCAAUAGCAGCAGCUUUAAAAGACCCGAUGGGGAGAUGAACAUUGCCUCUGGCUGUCCACGCUUCGUGGCUCAUUCCACUUUGGAGAAUGCCAAGAACACCUACAUUAAAGAUGACACCCUGUUCUUGAAAGUGGCUGUGGAUUUAACUGACCUGGAGGAUCUCUAAUCACUGCUUCUGGGGUGAUAAAAGGACUCCUUGAAUCCAGAACCUUUGGUUAAUGUAGUGACUGAAUGUAGGCUUGACACACACUUGUAUUUGGUUCUUUGCCCUUAAUGUUUGAAGUCAUUUUGAGAUUUCUCAAGUGCUGUCUUCUUUUUACAUUUUAUUCUGUCCCAGUUUGAAACUGACAAUACUUAGAAUAUCUUCUCAGUAUUUAUAUUUUUAUAUCUCUUGAAAGAUGUUAAUUUUCUUAAAGGUAAGGUCUGGGGCAUACCUCUUUUACUGGUGCUUAGUGUGGGGUCUCAGGGUGGGCCGUCUAUAAUAUUAAAUGUCACUGAGGACACAGAAGUAGAAUUUCCAGUUGAAAAUGCUUUGGUUGUUUUGUUUUGGUUUUUUUUUGUGGUACGUGGGCCUCUCACUGCUGUGGCCUCUCCCGUUGCGGAGCACAGGCUCCGAACGCGCAGGCUCAGCGGCCAUGGCUCACGGGCCCAGCCGCUCUGUGGCAUGUGAGAUCUUCCCGGACCAGGGCACGAACCCGUGUCCCCUGCAUCGGCAGGCAGACUCUCAACCACUGUGCCACCAGGGAAGCCCAUGCUUUGGUAUUUUAUAUUUGACCUUUAGAUUCUAGACCUGACCGUAAGCCUGCAAAAUCUUUUAGGGUAGGCUGUUCCAGUUAGGUAGAUGGGUAAUGUACUUCAAUCUGCCCAGUUUGGACCAGACGUUUUCUGGUUAUAUACUGUAUUUGUGGAAAUUACUACACCUUUAAUAUUUUCAUGAAGUUUACCUGUAGUCAGCAAGCACAGUUUUGCAAGGAUGCAUAAGAAGUGGUGAAUAGAGUAAGCAUUUUCAUUCUCCCUGUUGAAGUGAAGCAGAAAGCACGGCAUAGUUUAUACAUAAGAAGAUACAGCCAUCCAGCUAAAGUUCAGAUUUUAUUAGGUUCAAGCACGUGAAAAAAACGUUUUCAAACAAAAUGAUCAAAUAUUAUCAGUUUCUGCACUGCUGGUGGGAAUGUGAAUUGGUACAGCCACUAUGGAGAACAGUAUGGAGGUUCCUUAAAAAACUACAAAUAGAACUACCAUAUGACCCAGCAAUCCCACUACUAGGCAUAUACCCUGAGAAAACCAUAAUUCAAAAAGAGACAUGUACCAAAAUGUUCAUUGCAGCUCUAUUCACAAUAGCCCGGAGCUGGAAACAACCUAAGUGUCCACCAUCGGAUGAAUGGAUAAAGAAGAUGUGGCACAUAUAUACAAUGGAAUAUUACUCAGCCAUAAAAAGAAACGAAACUGAGCUAUUUGUAAUGAGGUGGAUAGACCUAGAGUCUGUCAUACAGAGUGAAGUAAGUCAGAAAGAGAAAGACAAAUACCGUAUGCUAACACAUAUAUAUGGAAUUAAAAAAAAAAUGUCAUGAAGAACCUAGGGGUAAAACGGGAAUAAAGACACAGACCUACUUGAGAAUGGACUUGAGGA